Molecule: messenger RNA, 2255 nt
Organism: Mobula hypostoma (lesser devil ray)
Lineage: Eukaryota; Metazoa; Chordata; Chondrichthyes; Myliobatiformes; Myliobatidae
Gene: cep76
Product: centrosomal protein 76
Exons: 12
Coding region: 31-2016 (661 amino acids)
Biological process (GO): regulation of centriole replication
Cellular component (GO): centriole
Source: RefSeq, a predicted model, not a curated record
UCGGCCGGAUUGAUUGGGGCCUCGGGGAGCAUGUCGCUGUCGCUGGAGAAAGCCUCCGAGCUGAGGCAAAUCGUUCGCAACCAGCUGACCCAGAUGAACAUUCAUGAAAGAAUCAGAGACAUUUUAUCAGAGUCAUUUCAAGAUGAACAAGGCAAGAGUUCACAAGGUUUGUCUGAGGCUGAUCUUGUAAAAGCCUUACAACGCCGGGGAAUUGUAGAUGAUGUCAUGAAGGAACUCAGUUUUUUAACUAAGGUUCCAGAUAAAGAAGCUACAAGCAAUUCAAAACCAGCCACACAUUUUGUAGACAAAGAGCCACGUGAACUAAAGAAAACAAACAUUGAUCCUACUAGAAGAAAUCUGUACCUUCAGGUUUUGGGUGGUAGAGCAUUCCUGGAGCAUUUACAAGAGCCACAACCUUUACCAGGGCAAGUGUGCUCUACGUUUAAACUUUAUUUGCAUUUCCGAAAUCAGCGCUUCCAGUCCAAGCCUGUGCCAUGUGCCUGUGAGCCUGAUCUGCAGGAUGGUUUUCUGCUGGAAGUUCAUAAAGACAGUUUAGGUGAUGGCAGUAAGAUGGCUGAUGCAACAACGUUAUUAUCAAUCUGUGAUCCUGUGCACAUGGUUCUUACAAAGACAGAUACUUCCAGUGAAAUAACACUGAUUGCGUCACACUACUUAGAAUGGCGGCCUCUGCUGAGUUCACCAGAUGGAAAAAUGAGCAUGUCAGUGGAGUUAUUGGGUGUAGGCACUGAAUCUAAAGUUCCAGUUGGAGUUUUAAAUCUAAAACUUGAAAUAUAUCCCCAUCUGAUACAGCCACUCAGCCAGGAAGUAGUUGACACUCAGCUAACAUUAGAACGUCAAAAGUCUGCAGAAAAGGAACGUUUGUAUCUCAUAUAUGCCAAACAGUGGUGGAGAGAGUAUCUUCAGAUCAGGCCUUCACAUAACACCAGACUUGUGAAAAUCUUUGCACAGGACGAAAAUGGUAUAAAUCGUCCAGUGUGCUCUUAUGUAAAACCUUUGCGGGCUGGCAGGCUUCUGGACACACCAAGACAAGCUGCUAGGUUUGUCAAUGUUCUUGGCUAUGAGAGAGCCACCACGGUUGGAGGUGGAUCCAAACAAGAACAAUGGUGCACUCUCCUGAGUUUUCUCUGUAAAGGCAAGGGAGACUGUGAGGAUCAUGCCACCUUACUGUGCAGUUUGCUGCUGGGCUUUGGAUUGGAUGCCUACGUGUGUGUAGGAACAAAAGCAAGAAGGGUGCCCCACACUUGGGUGAUAACCUGUGGAACAAAUGGGGAUGUUGUUUUCUGGGAGAGCUUAACAGGAUGCAGAUAUGUUCACCAGCCUGUUAAUCCUGAUGACCCACCAUUAGUAGAGCAACCAAAGAGGGUGUAUCCAUAUUGCUCAAUCGGCUGCCUCUUCAAUCACCAGAGCUUUUAUGCAAAUUGUCAGCCAUCUGACACAGUUGAACUGUGCCACUUUGACCUAAAUGAUGAAUCGCAGUGGAAACCCAUGAGUACAGAGGCCAUAAGAUCUGUGUGUGCUCCCGGAUCGUCUAUUUCAUUGCCACCAUUUCCACCUUUGUGUGCUCCAACGAUUGAUGCAGCAGUUGCGAGCAAUGAGAUUGAAUUGGCUUUGAGGGGUCUGAUUUCAGAACACAGGAAGGACCUUGGUCUGAACACUGUGUGGGAUGACAAUCUGUCUUAUUUGCUAUCGCCUGCACUUGCCGCAUAUGAGAUUGAGCGUACUACAGGAGUGUCUGCAGGCAAUGAAGAGUUCCAAGAUGCUAUCAAGCGAGCAGUGCCUGAUGGACAUACUUUCAAAGGUUUCCCAAUUCACUUUGUGCAUCGAAAUCCCAGGAGAGCUUUUGCAACAUGCUUAAGGUCUCCGUUCUGUGAAGAAAUAAUUUGCUGUCGAGGAGACCAGGUCCGACUUGCUGUCCGAGUGAGAGUGUACCCAUACCCUGAGUCUGCCUGUGCAGUCUGGAUUAUGUUUGCAUGCAAGUACCGUUCUGUUCUCUGAUGCAGCUGAGCUUUCAAACAGACCUGCUUUCACUUUGGUGGAUGCUAACAACGGACUGGUUCCUUGUUGCUGCUCCAUUAUAGCCAUCCUACCCGAUGGUAUCUUUUAAAACCAGACUAAAUUCUACAAACCCAGAGACGGAAAGCUUUUCAUAUAUCUUUCUUGUUAGUUGUCUAUUUAUUGAAAAAUAAAGUGUGGGAAUUGUUUUUUAUUAAAACAUAAAAUAUUUUGCUACAAAA